Molecule: messenger RNA, 834 nt
Organism: Guillardia theta CCMP2712
Lineage: Eukaryota; Cryptophyceae; Pyrenomonadales; Geminigeraceae
Exons: 1
Coding region: 1-834 (277 amino acids)
Molecular function (GO): protein binding
Source: RefSeq, a predicted model, not a curated record
AUGUUGGGCGCUCAAGACUCGUGGAGACGGAGCCUGUCGAUGACAUCUACGGACCAUGGGAGCGAAGUUUCCUGCAAGAAGAAAGCGGCAAAGAAGGGAUCAAAGAAUAUCCCCCCAGAGCUGUUGAAGGAGAUGCGCAAAAUGGAGAUGAUGUUGAAAUUCAGGAACGAGGUCGACGUUGAUCAGGUUCACAGGGACGUGAUGCGACUAGUCGAGCAGGACGAGAGGAUCGCUCCUGGUGUAAAGAUCAAAAUCUACGAGCUCCUUGUGGCCCUGGCUUGCUACAAUCACAAUGCUGAAUCAGCCAUUCGGUUCUUGGAGGUCCUGAAAGAACUUUCGAUGCCAUCAGAAUCAUCAUACGCCUCCGUGAUCAGAGUUUGUUGUGAAGACCCUGGGACUGCCAAACAUGCCGUGAAACUCCUUGAUGAUUUUGUCUCUAAUAACCCCAAUCGCCUCCGGUUGCGGACGGUCCAACCGUUGCUCCUUACAUUCUUGCAAAACAGAGACUUCGAUAAUUUCGUUGAUCUCUGGAAGAGUGUGCUGAGCGGCCAUCCAGACUUGAUCAAGAGUGCGGCGAACAGCAGCAUCGAGCCGGUUGAACAGCUAUUUGUUGACAUCAUCUCAGCCUUUAGCGAUGUCAUUGUCGGGAAGGUUGGGAAGGAGAGGGAUCUGCUGAUGCUAUCAUUGGAUGAGAUCUUGAAUGAGAUGUCUGAGACGCUCUUGUCUAUCAGUGAGAAGUCAGCGUCGUUGCUCAGCUCGCAGGUGUCCCAUGACAACUGCAAGGUGGUCAACAUGUCGAGCGAAGGAAAGUGCCCACUCAGGUUGUACUUGUAG